GGAUGCAAGCCAACUCGUUAAGGAUUCUUCCCAGAGUGCCUCCAUACCUGCUUCCAUCACCAGUCUUGCUACUCUGCAUUACCUUGAUCUCACUAACUUUGAUCUGGUGGGGCCCAUUCCAUCCCUCGCCAGUCUCACCGGCCUCACCCACUUAGCUAUUGGGCCGCUUGACGGCAGCAGGUUGACUGGCACUGUGGACGGACUGGCCCGGCUCUCCUCCCUCACCAACCUGCAAACACUGAGUCUACAGCACUUCCAGGCAUUCAGUGGGGACUUCUCCCCCCUCCAUAUUCUUUCUCACCUGAAGAAGCUUCAGCAGCU
Molecule: messenger RNA, 321 nt
Organism: Closterium sp. Naga37s-1
Lineage: Eukaryota; Viridiplantae; Streptophyta; Zygnematophyceae; Desmidiales; Closteriaceae
Source: the annotation of a GenBank genome assembly